This is a messenger RNA of Exophiala spinifera, 228 nucleotides long. RefSeq lists its product as uncharacterized. The record is from RefSeq and is a predicted model, not a curated record. Lineage: Eukaryota; Fungi; Ascomycota; Eurotiomycetes; Chaetothyriales; Herpotrichiellaceae. The coding region runs from base 1 to 228 and encodes 75 amino acids. The transcript has 3 exons.
AUGACAAGUGUCAUCGAAACAGGAUACUGCGCCUGCAUCCCACGCUGGGAUAUUGAAAAUGUACCCAGCAAGAACCUACGCAAACAAUCAUGGCUGACGUUUGACUUCACCCCGGGCUCAACAGCCACUAGAGCUCGGGGCUCCCCGCCUCCUUCUCCUCCGCGCCGCUCUCCUCCCGCCUCCGCCUCUCCCCCGCCAAAGAAGAAACGCAAGCGUGUCGCCCGCUAG